Messenger RNA from Pieris rapae (cabbage white), 3903 nucleotides. RefSeq lists its product as uncharacterized. The record is from RefSeq and is a predicted model, not a curated record. Lineage: Eukaryota; Metazoa; Arthropoda; Insecta; Lepidoptera; Pieridae. The coding region runs from base 270 to 1562 and encodes 430 amino acids. The transcript is spliced from 10 exons. Gene Ontology annotation, molecular function: sequence-specific DNA binding.
GAUCUGUUUGGAAUUGAAUCUAUAGCCUUUGUAGUUAAUUAAAAAAAACAUCAGCCAUUGUGAAAAAGUGAAGGAAAAAAGGUGAACAUUUAUGUCAAAAUUUUCAAGGCUGUUUUGUGAUGAUUUUAAUUAAUAUAAACGUAAAAAGUAUUCUAACAAAACUUAUGUUUUGACGUCAGGUUAGAUUUUGUGUUUUGUUAUACAGGAGAAAAAUAGUAGGUAGUGUUAUAGUGAAAGGUUCAAAACAAAGAAUUAUUAUUGUUGAUAACAUGGGUUAUUAUUGCACUGUUCCACAAUGCACUUCGUUGGCCGGCAAGACGAAGAACGUGAAAUUCCACCGAUUUCCCCGCGACGAUGCAAUGGCUCUGAAAUGGAAUGUUAUUUUAAAACGAAUGAAACCAAUAACAAAAUAUUCUAAGGUGUGCAGUUUACAUUUUACUCAAGCGGAUUACAAUGUCACUACAAUGGGUAAGAAUAAAGGUCAAUGGAAGACGUUGAGCAAAGACGCAGUACCCACACAGAAUUUACCAAAACUAAAUCCAGAUGGCACAGUUAUGGUUAUUCGUAAGAGUCGGACAAGUGUUAAAUAUAAAGGCGAUAAGAAGGAUGAGAACAGCCAAUGUCACCAAGAAUACUACUCUAUUGAAACAGAGAAGUUGUCAAUGGGAAGUCAAACUGUGAAGACAGAAUUGAUGAGCCCAGACCCAAAUACAGAACCACAAAGAGCAAUUGCACCACAAUCGUCUAUAUUAGCCAGCCGCCUGCAAGGUUUAAAUUCUCCUGAGAAACCAAAAACACAAGAUGCAAUAAUGCAAACGGAUCCCUUAACAGAUGACGAAAGUCCCAUCAAAUAUGAAUCACCCAAAUAUGUGUAUCCAGACGACUAUUUAAAAAACAAAGAGUAUUUACCACAGACAACAGAGGAAUAUAAUAAAGAAGCAGAAAAAUAUGCGUUGGAGAGAAAGAGCAGUACGUUUGACAGUUUUCAGAAAACUGUAGAUUUUUCAAAAGAGAAAAGUCAGGAAAGUUUUGGGAAGGAUGUCUUUCAGAAGAUGGAUUAUGACCUCUAUUAUCAGGAUAGUGCUGAGAUGUUGAGGAAUCAACAACAAAAUAUACAGAUGUUACAGGAACAACAUAGAAUGAAUGAAAAUCAGAAUUUCUUCGACGAGAAUCAUAUAAAGCAAGAAGUGGAGGUGUAUACAGAGGAAGACAAAUUCUUUGAAGGCAAGGAGAGAGCUGAAGACCCAUUAUACGAGAAUCAAAGCAUUAUGCAACAGACAGAAGAAGAAGUCAAACAGGAACCGGAAAAUAGUAAUAACAAUGGCAGCGAAACAGUAAUGCAGUCUCAGCAAUUUUUCACCACACAUGAUCAGAUACCAGAUCCAUUGUACAUAAGUCGACCAGGGCCUGAGUUGUUGAUCGCGAAGCAGAACGCUUUAGCGGCGCACGCACAGUUAUGGCAAAACACAAAGAAGCGACCAUUCUUCUACAGUGACAACAAUCAGUGUACCACUACACCACUAAUGCAUCGGUAUGAGGAUUUAUCGCGAAUCCUUCAGUGAAAGUCAUUCCUCGGAAUUUGUCUGACUGAUUUGGUUUCCUUUCUUCAAAUUGUACAGCAUUCCACCAUCUUUAAUUAUACAUAUUAGGCUUUGUUUUGCACACAUUUGUAAGCGUGUAUAUACAGUGGCAAAUUUAGUUUCCGGGUCAGUUGUCUUUGGUAUGUUUUAUUUAAGGCCAAUCUUGUCAGACUUUAAUCUCUUAAGUUUUUUGUGUGAUAUACAUAGAUGAUAGUUUAAUGUAAUUAAAUGUAUGGGGAUCAAUUUUUAUACAAGGACGUAGCUAUGAUGUUUAUAUCAAAUAUAUAUGUAUUACGUAAAAUCAUAGUUAUGUUGCUGAAAGUUUGUAGUAUUCUUUCCAUCAUCAAGAUAAAAAUAUUACAGAACAUUUGAAAAUAAUAAUUUGUUUGUCGUUGCUACGUCCUAAAUAAAAUAUUUUUAUUUAACCGAUAUCCUAAGACAUCUUUAUUUUAUAGAAAAAGUAAUAGUAUGAACGUUGCAUUUUCUACGAUAGACGUUGACAGAUGUCAAUGUCACCGACUUGAAGGCCUAGCGAAUCUGUUAAGGGAGAACCAAAGGUGUUAGAAAUGCCAUAAACUACAGAGUCUCCCUUGCAGCUUAGCAUUAUGGUGCCAUUUUUUAUUUACAUAAAGCAUAAUAAGUCUUGUUUUAUAUAUAUGAAAUGGAAUUUUUUAAGAUAUUGUUACACGACUAGGUUCUUAUAGUAAACAAAAAUUUUAUGUGAGCCGAAAUGUAAAAUCAACAAUAUACCUAUAUUUAAUUUUACGUAUUAUUCUAAUAAAGGUAAUAAUCGUGUGACGAAUUGGAACGAAUUGGAAUUUUCUUAAUAAAAAAAAAAUGUGAUACAAAUAGGAAACACUGAGUUUUUAAAAAGUUUCAUUUCUAUUACGUGUACAGUGCUUCACGGGCAAUUUUAAUAAAUAUAUAGUUACCAGUUAGAUUCUUAUUGCAUUUUUUAUGCUGGCAUCAUUUUUGACUUAGCAUUUUUCGGUUGUGUGAGAUGGCAAUAUUUAUAGCUUUUUUUUACAAAAAUGCUGUAUCAUAAAUGAUGCGUCUUAUGGAAGAGUACACCUGGGCGGUGAUAUAUCGAAUUUAAGAAUAAUGUAUAAAUUUAGAUUAAGUAUUGUCACAAGAAUGAACUAAAUUUUUUAAAUCUUGCCAAAGUUUUAGACCACAUGUAAAUAUGAAAAAUUAAUAUAUUUUAAGUUAUUUUUUUGGCGUAUUUGGAGUUGAUAUUUUUUUUGGUGCUGUUAUUUUAUAUAUUUUAUAAUCGAGUACAAUUGUGAACGCACAUAUUUUGCAAGUUUUCUGUUUUUAAAACAUUUUAUUUUUUAUUUUUAUUGAAAGUUCUCUUAAUAAAAAGAUGCGACGCGGGCUUAAAAUCAUUCUGAAUUGUUAAAGAUUAGAUCAAUUGUAGAUCGGCGUUGAAAGAGAUUAGUUUAAAUCAACUUCAUCAAAUUAUUCUUGACUUGUGUACUAAUCCGUCAAAUAUAUAGCUUUUACUUUACUGUCUAGAUACUAUAGAUAAUUUUGAAUAUAUUUUCAGUAUGAAAAAUCAAUGAUUAAAAAUCCACAGACCAAAGCUAAUAAAUUUUACUCUAUGUAUAAAAGAUUGCAAGAAAAAGGGAUUUUUUGCUUGCGUCGUGUGGGAACUAAAUGUUUUUUUUUUUGUUAUAAUUUAUUAUUUGGUAGCUUAUAAAGUAAAAUUCUGUUUAUAUAUACUCUGGAUUUACUGAUUAUAAUAUUUAUAUAAAUGGAUAAUAUGCGAAUUAUCUGUGAAUAUUUGUAAAGUUACCAGCUGUCAAUUUUUAAAGGACAGGACAUCCCGGAUUUGACAUCUUCAUAUUUCCAACUUACGAUUUUUAAAAUUUAAUUUUAAUAACAUAUUUGUUUUGUUUUAAAUAUUUCGAACGAGAAUUUUUAGGCGCGAACUGCAUUCUCGGUGUUCCAAUCACUUAUUGUCAUUUAUUUGACAUUUACCUUUGUGUCAACUGUCAAUAGUCUCUGGUAGCAUAGUAGAGUUCUUGUUUGUUAUAAAUGGGAUUCGAAACAACGUGUGAGUAUUUGUUUGGUAUCUCUCAUCGAUUUUACGUAAUGUUAAGUGUGCUGAAAACAGAAUUGGUUUGACUUUAUGCUAUUUACCCGGACACAAAUACGUAGAAAUAUUUAAUUUUAAGUUGGUUAUAUGAAGAGUACAAUAUUUAUCAAAGAAAAUUAUUUUAUGAACUUGUAGUUUAAGAUAGUUAAGAUGUUACGCGCUAGAAUUUUUUGUUUACAUAUUUUUUACGUCAGUGGCCAUUUGAAAUAAAUAAUUUGAAAAUCA